AUGGCACCGCGCCGAUCUCGCGCCAAGCGUCUUCACCUCCUUGGUGUAGAUCGGCGCCAUGUAGCGCAGCCCUCCCCGGCUAAUCGAGUGGCAGUGGCCUCGCCGGCAGUGCCGCCGCCCGGUGCGACCGCCCCUGCGGCGAAACCGCCAACGUGUGUGGAGCCCCCUCUCGCCGCGUGUGUGAAACCAGAGGCCACUUCGGCGGAGCCCGGAGCGACUGCUGCCGCUGAAACCCCGGCAGCGGCAGCACCUGAUUCCACACCUGCUUCGACUCUCCGUACAGUAGAGCACACUACAGAGGCGCAGGUUCUGGCUGACGUGAAGGCGGCUCCCGUAGCCACAAGUGCCUCUGCAGUGCCCGCUGGUAAAGCGCUGACAACAGCUGCUUCAGUGUCAGCAGUGCCAUCGGUACAGUCAGCACGAGCAGCCAUCAGUGCACACCGCAGACGACUGCGUGCUAAGCGACACGCGACGGCGGCUCUUGCGCGCAAAGCCAAGCACCACAGAAACAUUUCCGCACCGCAGCAGGCGAUCAGUUUCUCCAAGUUGUUUCAGCCGUCCGCUCCUGCACGGACUUCAGAGAUGGCGUCUACCGCAGCAGCGGGGGCGCCGGCAACUGAGGCUGCAGUUAAGCCGAUCUCGGUUGCAGCACAGCCAAACAUCACGCAAGCGAACUUCACCGCGUCAGAGCUAACGGAACCAACAGCUGCUACGGAGGUGGCGCCCCUUCCAGCACCAGCGCCGAUCACCAUUCCCCACCGCGCCACUAUCAGCCGCAUUCCGAAGAAACGGAAGUUCUUCGCAGAACUGGAUGACAGUGUGACCGCACCAGCAGCCGAAGCAACGCCACUCGCUUCCUCGAAAAGACAUCUUCUGACCUCUGACGCUGCAGUGGCCCCACGUGGCGCCGUCGAAGCGGGGACGGCGGCACUUCCGGCGCGCGAGGCUCCGCCUCUCGCUCCACCUGUGACGCCAGCAGCUGUGGUGGAAGAAGUGACCGAGAAGACCUCCGCCGUCGCUGAUGAUCUGCCUGCUCCGGCUGCUGCGCGUCGCAUGGCAACUCACCGCAUUUCAAAGAAGCCUGCGAGAGGGGCAACGGGAAACCCCACGAACAGCAGUGGCGCCCUUCUUCCUGCCGAAACUACACUUGAAGCAACGCUGGCAGCAGCAGCAGCCGUGACCAAAAAAGCACCUGUCUUCAAUGCAGCUACGCUCACCAUUCCCGAGACGUCCGCGGUUCCAACUCCACCCGUCGUGGGGGCGCCUUUGGUGGAGCUUCCGCAACGUUCUGCGCCCUCAUCCCCUCCACUCACGGCACCAGAGAUGACCUCUGCCGCCACCGUCGCAUCAAUGGGCCGUGCCACCAUGAGCCGCAUCUCGAAGAAAAGGAAGCGCUUCUUUGCAGAGCUGGACGACCCCCCAGCGAGCGACGCAACUCUGCCGAUUCAGGAGACCUUAACUGUGCCUGCAGAUCCGAGUGCUGCAGUGACUCUGAACGACACUGGCACCGCAGCUACGAUAGCGGUAGUGGAGCCGACGGCACCGACGGCACCGACGGUGGAGGCCGCGGCAGUCCCUCCAGCUGCGGCGGUAGCCGUGGCAGAGGCAGUGUUGGCAAAACCGACAGCCACGCAGGGAAUGGUGAGGCGUCGCAGCAGAAGACGGGGAAGGCUCCCGCCGCGGACCGCAGUGGAAGAGGCACUGACAGCUACAGAGAAGCUUCCUUCUGAGUCCACUGCGUCUACGCUUGCGACGCCAAUUGCUGAGGCGACGUUAGCUGCAGUGACGGAGUCUGUUCAGGGAGCCGAAGUCGCCGCUCCUGCAGAGUCCGCUGGCGAGACGGUCGCGACAACAGAGGCAGUUCCGCCCGUGGAGGCGGUCGCUCCUCCCGCUGCUGUGCGCAAGCGAGGUCACUCAAAGCCGCAGAGCUCAAAGGUGAAGCGCCUUACUGCCGCAGCGAUUCGGCGGCGCGAGCUGGCGGCGUACAACCGCAUCCCAAAGCGCUUCCGCCCUCCAGUGGCGCCACGACGGGUGUUUCCUACGCCAGCGACAGAGCAAGAGGGCGCGACCGCGCUGACAGAUGCCUCAGCUGCUACCUCCGUUGUGGAAGCAGUGGAAGUCACCGAGACACCGCAGCCGGCGGCGGUGAGCACAGCGCAGACGGAGUCGGUGAAGGCUGUACCGGAGAUGUGCACAGAGCGAAAGACAACGGCUGCGGUUGAGGCUAUCGCCGACCCACCCGCGGCCGAGGCUUCGCAGCCUCCACCAGGGGCAUCUACCGCUUGGGGAACCGCAGCGGUGGAACCGGCAGAAUGUCUCACAGAGACAACGAAGAGUACAGCCCUCCCCACAGCCUCAGUAGAGGAGCAACGCCUGGUGGGUCAUGGGCGUGGGGCACCUAAGAGCAGGAGGAUCCGCAUGACGCCGUCGCCCAAGAAGCGCUUCUUCACUGCCCUCGAGGAGGUGCCGACUGCCAACCUCGCCAGGGUGGAGGCGGCGGCGGUGGUCACAGAGACGACCGCCGCUGCGGGGGAAGUGCAACCUGCCGUUCCUCAGUCGCAUGCAGGUGUGGCGGCGAUCCACUCUUCGCUUCAAGUGGCAGGUGAUGACACGAUGGUGGAUGCCGAUUUAACUGCAGUGGCAGAGGAAACGGCAACACCGCAGCGCGCCCUGAACACCGGAAGCGAGGCUGCCUCUGCCACAGCAGCAGUGGAAGAGGCAUCCACCGAGGCGCCGCAGCCGAUGGCGGAGCAGCAGCCCACCGCGACCACCUCGGCGGAGGAGACUCCCUUUGAGGCGGUCGACGCCUUUUGUAUUGGGGACGCAGCGCCUGCCUCAGAGGCAGCCGCGGCGCACGCACAACCGCCCGCCCCUGCCCAGCGGAAGGUGAUCCGCUUCACAAAUGUGCGGGACAUGCUGAAGGCGAUUCGCAAGGCAAAGCAAGCAGGCAAGCGCGGGAGUGCAAAGAAGCGCCUUUAUGGGAAGUCGUCGUUGCCGCACCUCGCCACCACCGUCACGGAUGCGAUCGAUGAAGUUGUGAGUGCGGAGGCGUCGUCCUCGGCUGCCGAAGCGACUCCGUCUGCGGAGGAAGUCGGCGCAGAAAUCGGUGCACCACCACCGCACGAGGUGGAGGCGAUGACGGCUGUGGCGAAAACAGACGCUCCCGCAGCGACCGAGCAGCAGACGGUGGGAGAGGCCGCCCCAGCAGCGGAGGUCGAGGAGAUGAACGUCGAGGCGACGACGACGACGGCGACACCCGAGGUGACUGAGGCAUGCUCAACAGCACCUGUGAACAAGGAAGCAGUGCAGUCGCCAGAGACGCAGCCGUGUGCAGAAUUUCUAAUGUCACCAGCGCAAGCAGCAGUCGCGGCCCCCGCAGAGGACCUCCCGCCAGUUGCCUCCUCUUCCCCAUCUCCUGCGCGGCGCCAGGCGGCGAAGCAGAAGAUCAAGAAGCACGCAAAGCUUGCUGCAGCACGGCUAAACAAGCAUCAGACUUACACUGUGUCGGCCGCAAUUCCCUUGGCAACAGAUUACACCCCAGCAGAAACGAUGGACGCGCCGCUGGUGGAGGCAGUGCAUUCCGCUGCGGAGCCGUUCGCGCCUCCUGCAGAAGAGGCGUCUGCCGCAACACUUGUGCGCCACGCCGCGCUGAUGCUGCCAAGCGGCAGGGUGGUGAUGGAGUCGUUCACGGACGAUGAGAUGGUGCUUCGACGCACGACCCUUGAUGACAGCUGGGAUGUGGGGCUGCGAUUCGACUGGCAGGAGCGCACGCUGACCAUCUCGUCAUUCCCCACAUUUGAGGAGACCGACAAGCGGGCGGCUCACCCGUUUGUGCAGAGGUUCAAGUCGAGGCCACGGUGGCUGCUGAUGGAGGUGAACGAGGCGAGCGCGGCGCACAUGAAGAGGGCACUGGACUCCAUGAAUCGUAGCUUAACAGCACGCUUUGUCUUUCGCCAUUUGAGGUAA
This is a messenger RNA of Leishmania braziliensis MHOM/BR/75/M2904, 3966 nucleotides long. RefSeq names its product kinetoplast-associated protein-like protein. The coding region runs from base 1 to 3966 and encodes 1321 amino acids. The record is from RefSeq and is a predicted model, not a curated record. NCBI's taxonomy places the organism in Eukaryota, Euglenozoa, Kinetoplastea, Trypanosomatida, Trypanosomatidae. The transcript has a single exon.